Danaus plexippus (monarch butterfly) is the source of this 1599-nucleotide messenger RNA. RefSeq lists its product as uncharacterized. The record is from RefSeq and is a predicted model, not a curated record. The coding region runs from base 87 to 1121 and encodes 344 amino acids. NCBI's taxonomy places the organism in Eukaryota, Metazoa, Arthropoda, Insecta, Lepidoptera, Nymphalidae. The transcript is spliced from 3 exons.
CACUCUUGAAGUAGUUGGUGCAGUAACACGUUAUCACCCGCCACCUACCACGCGACCUAAACACGCUGCAUUCAACGCCAUAGAAGAUGAACCGAAUAUUUGUACUACAGAUUUUAUUUACCCUGGCAAACGGAGCUAGCCAACAGAGAUAUGGUGAAACAAAUCAGUACCCCACAUACACAACAGUAGCCAGUCUGUACAACGAAAAUCAGUUUCCCUACAAAACAAGCUAUGGCAGUGAUGUUGCCUCAUUCCCGGAAGCUACUAGGUAUCCCAACUAUAACUCCGCAUACUCGACUGUAACCCCUUAUCCAUAUAACUCAGCUGGAUCGAAUAUCAACUAUCAAUCAGGUUACACGACGCCUAGCUACGGAUCGGAUCAAAGCUAUGGUUAUGGUCAAGGCUACAGUGGCCAGUCCUACGGCCAAGGAGUCAGCACAUAUGAGAUGCCAUUCAUGAAGUACAACGAGGGAUACUGUGUUAACCGAUCUCCGCAGAACGGUAUCUGGGUGGACAGCCUGACCGGUAUGUGGUACGGAGUGGAAUUUAUCCAGCAUCUCGCUGGUGAUGCCAGAGUGGAUUACGACAGGACAUGUAUCGUCAUACACAUAUCCGAACCAGCUGAUCAACCGAACACAGAGAAUCCGCCUCACCACGUCCAGCACAUGACGGCUCGCUUUCAUCAGGAGUUCAGAAAUCUGCGACUUCUGUGGGACGAAGCUGGUCAGACUAUUGAAUACGCCAUGUACUUUAGGAACGAUUCCGCGGGAUAUUGGCAAGUGUUCCACGGACAGAACGGAACAUUAACUAUAAGACCUAACUACCAACAGUUCGACGGAACAGUUCAGGUUUUAAAGGCCGUGAACGAUCACCUCGUCCUUAACUUCUGUCAAGAGGCAUCCAAUGGAAGACCAGCUCAGCUCUACACAGUUCUAUUCUCCAGAGAACCAGGCGCGAUGCUGAGGUGGGAAAUAGAAUCAGUACACGCUUUACUCCAGAAUAAGAAGCUGUCAGUCGCUUCCAGGAGAAUGGUCUGCGGAAAUGGCGCCGAGAAACCAAUACUGAGUGUACUUUUUUCGUUAACAUCUUGUGUGUUUGUGUUCGUAGUAAGAUCAUCUUAAAUUUUCAUUCCAAAUUUAAUAUUUGUUUUACAACAUUAUUUAUUUUGCUUUAUAUUAGUUUUCUAAACUCAUGUGUAAGAAAUUAACUGCAAAGAUAACAUUUUAUAUGUACGUUAAACCCAUAUUCCGUCCUUGUUUAAUGUAAGGAAGAAACAAUGUCUUAAUUUUAUACUUCUCAUCCUAGGUGUCUCACAAUGUUCAUGUGUAUUUGCAAAUUUCUUGACUUGUUGGAUGUAUUUUCAUCAAAUUACAAUAUUUUUAAGCGAGAUUUUUAUAUGAAAGUGCCAAUAAGAUUUUUUUAGAAUAAGACCAAGAGAGUAAUGAACAUUUUGAUAAUAUUAUGAAAAAAUAAAGAACUUAAUUAUACUGUGUAAGAGAGAGUAAGUGCUGGAAUUAAUAUAUUUGUUUCUAAUUAAGAUACUUGUUUAUAAUUUUAUAUAUGACUAUUUGAUUAUGUAAUUAAAUAAUUUUUUUAUGA